AUGCAAAUCUUCGUUAAGACCUUAACAGGAAAAACAAUCACUCUUGAUGUUGAAUCUUCAGAUACCAUUGAUAAUGUGAAAGCCAAAAUCCAAGACAAGGAAGGAAUUCCUCCAGAUCAGCAAAGACUUAUCUUCGCAGGCAAGCAAUUGGAAGACGGAAGAACUCUUGCUGACUACAACAUCCAAAAGGAGUCAACCCUCCACUUGGUGCUCAGACUCAGAGGUGGCAUGCAAAUCUUUGUUAAAACCUUGACAGGUAAAACAAUUACGCUUGACGUCGAAUCCUCAGACACCAUUGAUAACGUCAAAGCAAAAAUCCAAGAUAAGGAAGGAAUUCCUCCAGAUCAGCAAAGACUCAUCUUCGCAGGCAAGCAAUUAGAAGACGGAAGAACUCUUGCUGACUACAACAUCCAAAAGGAGUCAACCCUCCACUUGGUUCUCAGACUCAGAGGUGGCUUUUAA
Messenger RNA from Blepharisma stoltei, 462 nucleotides. The record is from the annotation of a GenBank genome assembly. Lineage: Eukaryota; Ciliophora; Heterotrichea; Heterotrichida; Blepharismidae.